Molecule: messenger RNA, 1836 nt
Organism: Glarea lozoyensis ATCC 20868
Lineage: Eukaryota; Fungi; Ascomycota; Leotiomycetes; Helotiales; Helotiaceae
Product: FAD/NAD(P)-binding protein
Exons: 7
Coding region: 1-1836 (611 amino acids)
Biological process (GO): secondary metabolite biosynthetic process
Molecular function (GO): oxidoreductase activity, acting on CH-OH group of donors; flavin adenine dinucleotide binding
Source: RefSeq, a predicted model, not a curated record
AUGGUGCGAUCUCUGUUUACGCUCUUGAUAGCUGCCGCUGUUCAAAUUGACGCUCGCGCAACGGGCAGAAAUGCUGUUGUUGUCGACUCUUCGUCCGUCGCCAGUAGUGACUAUGACUAUAUCAUCGCAGGUGGCGGUCUGGCAGGACUUACGAUAGCCGAUCUCAAGGUGCUUGUGGUAGAAGCAGGCCCCUUCGACGGGCAGGAGGACGGUGUCCUUGUGCCUGGCGAUUAUAACCCAUCACCAUAUUUUUGGUACAACACUAUUUCUGCUCCGAUUGCUGGAUUACUGAAUCAAGUAUUCUUUGUUAUCGCGGGCAAAGUAGUGGGAGGUGGUUCGACGAUCAAUGCGAUGUUUCUUCACAGACCUGCCGCAGAAGAAAUGGCUUCUUGGGAAGCAUUAGGUGCCAAAGGCUGGGGCUACAGUGACUUGCUACCAUACUGGAAGAAGAGCGAAACUUUCAGUCCCCCCAAUGCUGCUUAUGCCGCCGCUCAUAACAUCUCGUAUCAAGACAGCAUCCACGGUACUAGUGGCCCAAUCCACUCAAGUUACGCGGAGUACGACUAUCCAGGUGGAGCAAACUUCUGGACGGCAGGUUUGUCGAUCGGACAGAAGAAAGCAAAAGACAUCAACAACGGAGAUGCCGUUGGCCUUUUCAACCUUCUCCGUGCAUUGAACCCAAAGACCGGCACUCGUUCAUAUGCUCGUACUGAGCAUUAUGACCGAGUCAAGGCAACCCGGCCAAACUAUAGCAUUCUCCCAUCGACGCUUGUCAGCAAAGUUCUCUUCAAGAACAAGAAAGCUAUCGGUGUUGAAAUUCUUGAUCCUGCUACAAAUAUCAAAAAGAACGUAACCGCAAAACGCGAAGUCGUUGUCUCUGCUGGAGGCGUGUUCACACCUCAAAUUCUCCAAUUAUCGGGAGUUGGACCAAAAGCUCUUCUUCAAAGCUUAGGUAUACCCGUGGUUGUGGAUCUCCCUGGUGUCGGUCAGAACUUCCAAGAUCAGUCAAGUCUUGCGAUCAAUUACAACUAUACCAACCCAAUCAUGCCAAAUACUGAUUCUUUGGUAAACAACGUCACCUAUCGUGCUGAGCAAGAAGCCAUAUACAAUGCCACACGCAAAGGUGCAUUGACAUUGUGCGCCAGUACCGCAAACCAAGCCAUUGCAUUUUCUCUUCAGAACGCUACCACGGAUUACGCUUCCAUCAUCGCAUACGCAAAAGCACAAAAGCCAUCUGACAUUUAUCCAAAUGGAACCCAUCCAACAGUUCUCGCUGGAUACGCCGCCCAACGUCAACAGCAGUAUGCCCAACUAGCAUCGCCCGGAUCGCCUAUUGCAUCAGUCUUCUGGAACACCGGAUCAACCACAACAAUUUAUAUGCUUAGACCAUUGAGUCGUGGUACGAUCAACAUUGUCGCCCCGGAUGUGACAGUGCCAGUGUCCCUUGAUUUCCGUACUCUUAGUGAUGACACGGAUCUCAAGAUGACUCUUGCAAUGUUCGCAAAGAACCGAGAGAUCAUGAAGCAACCAUCAAUGAAGGUUCUUGGACCAACUGAAUUGACUCCUGCAAAUGGAGCGACCAACCCCGCAGUUGUGGAAACUGCUUUGAGGGGAAGCAUUCAACCAUCGAACGCUCAUCAAUGCUGCACUACCCCAAUGAUGAAAUUGGAGUAUGGAGGUGUUUUGGCUAACGAUCUUACCGUGUAUGGAACGAGUAACUUGAGUGUUGCUGGUGUCAGUACAUUCCCCUUAACUGUUGGCUCUGCGCCUUCGAGUACACUUUACGCCGCCGCCGAAAAAGCCGCAGAUCUGAUUAAGAAGCGUAAUGGAACAUAA